AGGCGUAACAUCCGGGUGUUCCAACACACUGUUCUCGUAUGUUCGUAGUGUUUUUGGAGUCUUUUCGUUCUUUUGGAGCAGUUUUCCUUCAUGAUAAACUCAAACGUUGCUGAUUGCGCUUACUCUGCUUGGUUGGUGUCACGCAUGGGUCGGUUGUUUGUUAAAGAAUGCGAUUCAUUUGCUGAUGUUAGCAGUCUGGCUAAACUAGCAAGCUAGAAGAAGCGCUUGUUGUUUUGAUGAAUCGUUUCGUCAAAAUUAUCUGUAUUUACAAAAAGCCUCUGGGAUCUUUUGCCAAUUUUGAUCAAUAAGGCGCUUGUUCAUGCUUCUAGAGACAACAAAACCCUAGUCGGUAAUUAACUCCAAAGCGGCGUCUAGCCAAAUUUGUCCUCCGACACCGGCGGUCUCGGAGCCUUCGCUGCCCCCGCGGGGAUCUCCUAUUGUUGUCCCGCCGCCUCGAUCAACACGUUCGUGUCGAGCUGAAGAAGCUCUCUGGGAACCGGACCCAAUGCGUGGAAUGAUGGGAGCUCAGAGCAGUCCCGUGAAGAGCUAUGAUUACCUCCUGAAGUUCCUUCUUGUGGGAGACAGCGAUGUUGGAAAAGGGGAAAUCCUGGACAGCGUUCAGGACGGAUCCGCUGAGUCUCCAUACGCCUACAGCAGCGGGAUUGAUUACAAGACCACAACAAUUCUUCUAGACGGUAGAAGAGUGAAGCUAGAGCUGUGGGACACAUCGGGGCAGGGAAGAUUUUGCACCAUCUUCAGGUCGUAUUCCCGUGGAGCACAGGGCAUCCUGCUUGUUUAUGACAUCACCAACAGCUGGUCGUUUGAUGGGAUUGAUCGUUGGAUCCGGGAAAUCGAUGAGCAUGCUCCAGGUGUGCCCAAGAUCCUUGUGGGGAACCGCCUCCACCUGGCCUACAAGAGGCAGGUGCCAACAGAGCAGGCUAGAGCCUACGCAGAGAAGAACAGCAUGACGUUCUUCGAGGUCAGUCCUCUCUGCAACUUCAACAUAGUCGAGUCCUUCACCGAGCUUUCCCGCAUUGUGCUGAUGAGGCACGGCAUGGAGAAGUUCUGGAGGCCCAACAGAGUUUUCAGCCUCCAGGAUCUGUGCUGCCGCUCCAUCGUUUCCUGCACGCCGGUUCACCUGAUUGACAAGCUGCCACUACCCCACACCAUCAAGUCCCACCUCAAGUCCUUCUCCAUGGCCAAUGGCAUGAACGCCGUCAUGAUGCACGGACGCUCUUACUCUGUGACCAACAGCGCCACCUCUGGUGUGAACAGCGCUGGAAGCAAAGCUAACAGUCUGAAACGCUCAAAGUCCUUUCGGCCCCCCCAGAGUCCUCCCAAGUACUCGUCCUCCAAGGGGAACUGUAAGAUCUCGUAGUGGAGCGUAAAGCUGGUGCUGCCCUCGUGGUCAGUAUUCUGCUGUUCUUGCUGGAGGGAUGGCACAGCUGGAGGAGAGCGCAGAAGACUUCCCGCCAUCUUCAUCAGUUACAAAGAACUUUUUUGGAAAGCUGCAGUUCCCUUGGUUCUGCGCUUGCUGGUGCCGUCCUGUGGAUGUUGUUCUCCUGUACCCUUCCCUGCAGAGGCUCGCUCAGAUCAAGUAGAAGUCCUUGGGAUGGCAGGAUUAACCCCCCCUCCAGCUCUGAAGACACUACAUGUGACUCCACCCAACGUGGAGCAGGAUUGUGUGUUGUAAAGUUGUGACUGUGUGUGGAGGAUUGUCUGUGUGGAGGAUUGUCUGUGUCCAGAAUGUUCCGAUGUCUCUCUAUUCUGCAGCUAAUAUUUCCUUUGUGAGUAGACUUGGUUUGAUGGGGCUUUGGGUCAGUGGGAUGGGAUUGUUUUGCACACAAAUUCAGUUUGUAAAAACAAAAAAAUGUUAGCAUGUGUGUGGGGGGGCUUUGACCUUUUUCCCUCUGGGGGGGGUUCAAACCCACACGAUCCGUUGUAGUUCUGGUGGAGUUCAAUGUCACACUUUUGUACAGAUCCAUUUCAGUGUUUUAGAAGGUUCUCGAUAUUCUCAGGAUGUUUGUCAUGGUCGCGUUUUCUGAAUGCGAGGCGCCUGGAGCUCCUGGACGUGAACCGCUGAGUUUUUCCUCCUGCUGCUGUCGCUCCUGCAGCUCCGGAGGUCACAUCCAUGGCACCUCCUUCGUGUUAUGCAUUGAGACCAGGACAAUGGGCUACAAGUGUUUGGUGAACGUUCAAAGCACCACAGGUCUGUGAACCUUUGAUCGGCUUGUCUGGCAGAGGGCCGGGAGAACCGUCCUCCAUCUGAAUAAAGAGCAAAACUCCA
Oryzias latipes (Japanese medaka) is the source of this 2287-nucleotide messenger RNA. The record is from RefSeq and is a predicted model, not a curated record. Lineage: Eukaryota; Metazoa; Chordata; Actinopteri; Beloniformes; Adrianichthyidae.